Molecule: messenger RNA, 1358 nt
Organism: Emiliania huxleyi CCMP1516
Lineage: Eukaryota; Haptophyta; Isochrysidales; Noelaerhabdaceae
Exons: 3
Coding region: 14-1273 (419 amino acids)
Source: RefSeq, a predicted model, not a curated record
GUGCUGGCGCGACAUGAUUUCAGCCUUUCCGCGAUUUCGGCCCGCCGCUGACGCGCGCAGUCGCAUGCAGCUGCUGGGCACGGACGGCGCCGGCCUUCCCAUUGUACUAAUUCGCAACUAUGACGGAAAACGGGGCGACACCCUCGCUUCCGACGUCGAGAAGGCGCUCGGGAUCCACAUGGUGCACCAGGACCCGCAGCGGAACAUCAGCGGGUGCGGUGGUGCGGCGCAGACCGAUGCGCCGUCCGACAAGUACCAGAUCAUCAAGGGCAUCAUCAACUACGAGUUUGUGCACGGCGAAGAGUAUGUGGACAGCUGCAAGGCGCUCGAUAUGGCGGGUCGCGAUUUUGUCGCGAACGCGCUCUCCCUCAUCGAGCCCCACCUGUGCGAGGCGUCGACUCUCGCCGCACUGCCCGCCCUCGACGCGCUGCCGACGACCGCCAGGCCGCUCGGCAAGGACUCGGUCGACAAGGACUCGAAGCCAAGCCGCGUCGAGACGCAGGUCCUCUCGUACCCGGCCGGUACGGCUGAGGUAGGCUACCACCCGCACGUCGACAAGACGGGCACGCGCUGGGUCGCCCUCGCCAGCCUCGGCACCGCGCCGUGCGACUUCUUCUGGGACAUCGCACGCCCGGACAAGCAGCGCAGGAGCUGCGCCGCCGGCUCUUCAGGGUUCAACGCCGGCUCCUGCGAGCGGUGGGACCCGGACGCGGCGUCGCGGCAUGGCAGCAAGGGGCGGCCGACCAAGCUCAAGGGCGGCAAGGCCGCCGAUCGCGUGCCGUGCCGCAGCUGCCGAACGGUGACGAUGGCGCCCGGCGACGUGCUCGUCUUUUGCGGCGAGCCCUUCUCCUCCCGCGUCGUGCAUGGCGUGGACUCGGUCGGCGCGUCCGACCCGCUGCGCGAGGCCGCGGUGAACGCCGCCGGGCUGGGAUGGCUCCGCGGCCGGCGCAUCUCUUUGCUGGCGCGCGGCGCGAACCACCGCGAGCGCAUCGUCGAGUCGGACCAGAUGCACGAGCACUGCACCGCAGAAUAUCUCCAGAGGGCGAAGGAGCUCUUGGCGCUGCUGCGGACGACAGGGGAGGCGACCGAGCGCAGGCUGGCAGUUCGCGGGUCCUCCUUCUCUGGCGACCAGAAGCUGAUGCAGUUCGCGAAAAAGGCGGCGGACCGCGACGACGUGGCGGCGGACCGCACGCCUGGCCGGUCGAGGCGGCAGCGGAACUGCCACAACUUCUCCGAUGACGAGAAGCGCCGGGUAGGACUGCGAGUGAUGUGAAGGGCCGUGCCCGAUAGAGCGCAGCCAAGACGAAGCCGCGUGGGGGGGCUUGGUCUUUCACCACGCAAGCAAAAUGUACUCCAAU